Molecule: messenger RNA, 2451 nt
Organism: Xyrauchen texanus (razorback sucker)
Lineage: Eukaryota; Metazoa; Chordata; Actinopteri; Cypriniformes; Catostomidae
Product: protein FAM219B-like
Exons: 6
Coding region: 107-649 (180 amino acids)
Source: RefSeq, a predicted model, not a curated record
GUGAAGAAGAGUCUGUUUACUGUAGCGUUAAAAGUGUCACCAUGAGUUUCAUCUGUGCCAUUUAAGACAUGAUUUCACAUUUAAACCUUCAUUCUGAGAUACAGACAUGAACGACACGAAGGAGCGCGCAGAGCAGGGCACACUGUCCGACAACGAGUCAACAGCGGCGAGACUUAAGAGUGCUGAAAGCAGUGAGAAGCCACAGAUAGGAGAUGAGAGAAUCAAAGUGGUAGAGAAGAGAGGACCGUAUAUCAUGUCAAAAGCACCUGCGUUCCACAUGAAACUCCAGAAACACAGAGACUCGGCCAGAAGAGCUCUGCACAACAGGGGCUUCAGCUUGGGAAGGCCUGGGCUUCAACAACCCCGACGCAAACCAAAGAAUGUGAAGUUUAAUAAGGGAUACGCUGCUCUGAGUCAGACAGCAGAAGAUUCACUCAUCUCAUUGGAUUCAGACAGUGAUAGAGAGCUGGAUUGUUCAUCUGGAUAUUCCUCAGCUGAGGUGCAUCCAGACCUGAGCAGACAGCUGUUAAAGGACGGUUAUCACCUGGAUGAAAUACCUGAUGAUGAAGACCUGGACCUGAUCCCCCCUAAAGCCUUGACCUCCUCCGUGUGCUGCUGUUCAGAUGUGUCGUCCUGCUGCGUGCAGUGAUCGAACCCGCAACACCAGCGCUGAACCCAGACAUCUACAACUUGAUAUUCGGUUUGGCCAUCAUGUUAAACUUCUGUGGCGCCACUCCCAUUUGUGAAAUGAAGCAGAAACGUAUCAUUCGAGUACUUAUGAUGUUUUUAAAAACCACAAAGUGUUUUGGAUGUUGUUGUUGUUUAAGGCCAGUGUCUAGUUACUAAUCAAAAAUUUUACCUUGAAUCAAAGCUGCUCUUAAAGGAAUAAUUCACCCAAAAAUAGAAUUUGUCAUCAUUUACUCACCCUCGUGUUGAUCCAAACCGGUGUAGCUUUCUUUGUAACACAAUAGGAGAUAUUUAGCAGAAUGCCAAAGAAGCACUUUUCAUCCGACAAGUUAGAAUCAGUGGACGUCAAACCUGGUGUGGUGCAAUUACCAGUAAUUCAUAUUUGAUUUAAAGAAGAUUUUCAGUGAAUAAUGAUGAAUUGGGGCACGCUCUUUGUUUAAAGCUAUUGUAUUUAACUUCAGAAGACUUGGAAUAUAGCUCACAAGUCAUAUGCACUACUUUUAAGAUUUAAGUACUGCCAAGCUCUACUUUUUGGAGCUUGGCAGUAAAAAUCACUGUCCAAUUUGAUUGCAGUCACCACUGUUUUUCCAUACAUUCUUAAAUGUCUCAUUUUGUGUUCCAUAGAUGAAAGUCAUACAGGUUUGGAACAAAACGAGGGUGAGUAAAUGAUGAACGAAUUUUCACCUUUGAGUGAACUAAAACUUCAUUGCAGCGAUUGUUACCUAUCACACCCCCACCUGCACGAUGGCACUGAACUCUGAAGUAUGAAACGAAGGCCCUUAUUUAAUUGAAAUAUGUGACUUUCACUGAUUUCCUCAGUCAAAGACUAGUGAUGUUUGUUUUAGAGGUCUUUAUAUGUGUUUGAGUUUAAAAACAAAAAACAAAAUCGCUUUUUUGUUGGGGUCAGAAAGCUCAGGAUGUGGACUAGUGUAACUUGAAAACAAAAUGCCUAUAAUUCCAUCCCAUAUUUAGCACCGUGUUGGAGGAAGUGGAGUGUUACUGAUGUUGAGAAACCUGACACUAAUUUACAUACAGUUGAGACUAACUGAAUUUAUAGGUGUGUGUGUGUGGGUGUGUGUGUGGGUGUGGGUGUGUGUGUGUGUGUGUGUGUAUGUUUGAGUGUUUCUUCUAUAGAGCUCAUGUAUUAUUUACUACUCUGCUAUGGAGUUUCAGGACUGGGUGACAUCCAGUCUCUGUGUUAUAAAGUGUGUUUAUUAACUCUUUUUAUCGUUCAUCUGUGAGCUUUUCCUUUUCAAAUUGAUGCUUUAAAAAUGUAUGAUUUGACAAAAAAACACUUCUAUUGUACAAGUAUUGCACUAUUCUCUUUAUGUUUUGUUACUAAAAACACCUGGUUCUCCUUCGGUUUUAGGGGCAGUUAAAUUUUAAGUUUAUUUUCAUUUUUUUAUUAUGCGAGUAUUACUUUAGUUAACCUGCUGUGAGGGAUGUGUUAUUUUGUAUCCAAUUUCAGUUGAAAUACUGGAAUUUUUGUAUCCGCCUCUGAAAAAACAGCAAAAAAAAAAAAAAUACAUGUUUGCUUGAGUAUUACAAGUGUUGUGUAACAUUAGUGUCUGCAAUUCACGUGUACUGUAUGCAUGUUUGGCAUCAGACUUGACAAUCUGCAACACUAUGCAACGAAACACUUUAAUUCCUCUUUGUAGCCACAAUGAAUCAGUUACUGACUUAACACGCAAUAACUUAAAAUACGUUUAUUUUGUUGUAAGAAAAAUAUUAUUUGUAUUUAACUGUGUGAAAUUAAAGGAAACA